GUGGCGGUGGUGUGUUGUCGCGUUCGUUCGGUGCUCGACUUUCGUUUCUUCGUUUGUUUGUUCGUCCCGACAGUGCCGGUAUAACAUGCCGGUGGAAAUGCGCGCGAACGUGGUCGACGACGACGUGACUGCCGCUGCUUCGGAGUGCUCGUCGCCAUUUUCGUCGUCGUCGUCCCCCGUGGUGCUGCUCAAGUACUCGUGCCUCUGGGAUUACAAGCUGUCGGGACGCUGCUUCUCGUGGCACGCGGGCGACACGCGCCACGUGGCCGGAAGGAAGAGCUUCCCUUUCCUCACCAUGGUCCGGCACCAGUUGGUGGAACCCCUGGACUACGAGCAGUUCGUGUCCAAGAACAAAACCAUCCUGCACAAUGACCCCCAGCGGGAGAUGCUCUUCUUUCCUCCGGACGACAUCUCGCAAGCCGUCAUUCCCCGUGCCAUCCGUACCACAGUGCCAACAAUCCCUGCCAAUGUGCGAUUGCACUGCCUGCCCUUGUUUGUGCGCCAGUGCAUCAAAACCUACACGGCUGACUGGCACAAAGUCUUGUACAAGUCAAGCGUCUAUUCGGGAACGUACAAAGAGCUGCUCAGUCGAAUACCACGGCCAACAGACCUGCAGGACCAGGUGUAUGAGGUUGACACAGAGACCGAGGUCAAGGACUCGGAGAGCAAUCUCAAGGGUGACUCUGAGGUCAUCAAGGAAGGCUACAUACUCAAGGGGCCAGAAUCCGGCACUGACAGCUUCAUUAGCUUGGCAACAAAGUCAUUCAAAAGAAGAUACAUGACACUAACACGAGGAGUGGAUGGCAGCCACUCGCUCGAGUUUUACAAGGAUGACAAAAAGACGGAAUCGAAAGGCACCAUCUGCAUGGACUUCUGUAGCAAAGUGGUCAGGAAUUCCAAGCGGAGCAAGCUGAGUUUCGAGCUACGCAUGCAAGAUGGCCACAAGUCGUGUGUGCUGGCAGCUGAGAGUGAGAUCGAGAUGGACGGCUGGAUGGCCAUGCUGGUGGCCAUCACCACCAACUACCGGAAUGCCCAGGAGUGCAGCAAGAAGGCUGCGGCCACCGUCGUCUCAUCACCUGAAGAAAAUGUGGUAACGUCACCUUCAUCUCCUUAUGGCUAUGGAACAUUGAAAAGCUUGGAGCACAGCAAGAACCCAGACUUGGUGAAGUAUGCUAAGGAAACGGACUACUCCAUAUCCCAAGCACGCAAGCAGAAUAGGCAGAACCUGUUCUCUAUUUAUCCAGACUUGCAGAGAUCAAGCAGCUGCUUGCACAUCUCUAACUACGAGCGACGUGUGGAGCCCUUCAAGGAAGAGUUCAACACUCGCAUGUUCGUGAAGUGCGAAGAGGUCAAGUUCAAUCUGCAGGCACCUCUGGACUGCCAGAAUGGAUCCCUCUGCCAGGUUGAACCCUACUUUACCACCAUGGCGGUUUACGAUGUCCGUCACAUGCGCAAGGUGACAGAGGAUUUUCGCUUCGACGUCAACAAUUCGUACAUGCGUAACAUGCUGCCAAAGACAACACGGAGGAAAAGUACCAGCGGCUCGGCUCCCAAUGGGACCGCAGGCACUCAGCUGAACGACUCACUGGUACCUGGAAUGAGCGAGCUCGGAGAGGAAUGGCUAGCAUUUCCGCAACAGGCCGUCUUCAUGGUUCAGCGUCCAGACUCCGAGCUGUUCCUGGUGGUGCGGGUAGAGAAGGUACUGCAGGGAAGCAUAGCGCAGGCCUCGGAACCUUACCUUCGGCACAGCAGUGACGGCCGCCAAGGGACCAAGGCCCAGAAGAUGUUCCGCCUGUGCUGCCAGCGGCUUGACCAUUUCCGCAUGCCCUUUGCGUGGGCCGCCAAACCUCUGUUCAGCCGUCAUUCCAAUGAGUUGGACAAGUUCAUGGAGUUUGGGCAGAUCUAUCGGCAGGAUAGUGCCAAACUCUCUGAAGAAGACACGCUAAAGUUCCUCUGCGACCUCAAGAGGCCAGAGAAAGUGAAACAUUUCACAGUGAUUCCAGGGCACAUCAAGGUUUCGCUGAGGCUAUUGAGACCUGAUGAGACUGUUGACAACUCCCUGACAACGUCUCUGGUUCCUGUGGUGCCAUUUCCGAUGCCUCCCAAGCCCAGGGAAGGCCCCACACUCGAAGUGCAGCAGUUCCCUACGGAUGUGGCAGCCGACAGUCAUCCAUUCUUUUCUUACCUCAAUCACCUGUACGUCUACCCCAAGAGCCUCAAGUACGACAGCCAGAAAGCAUUUGCCAAGGCAAGAAACAUAUCGUGCUGUGUGGAGCUCAGAGACAGAGACGAUGAAGGAACGAAACCACUAAAGUGCAUCUAUGGUCGACCAGGGGAGCCCCUCUUCGUCUCGCAAUCAUACACAGCUGUGACACAUCAUUGUGUCACGCCUGACUUUUAUGAAGAGGUGAAGGUUGUGCUUCCUCUGGAAUUGCACGAACAACACCAUCUUCUGUUUACCUUUUAUCACGUGAGCUGCGACAUUGCCAAGGGCGCCAAACGCAAGGAGGGUCCCAUUGAGAGCAUUGUCGGCUACUCCUGGCUACCUCUAUUCAGCAAGGGGAGGCUAAAUAUCGAGGAAGACAUGCUUCCAGUUGCUGCCAAUUUGCCACCUGGAUACCUUUCGUACAAGCCUCUUGGCCUUGGAAAAGGGUUUUGCGGACCUGACGUGCGGCUUGUGGAAAGUGGCCGGGAACUGUUCAGGCUUGGCUUCAGGCUUGUCUCCACUGUACACACAAAGGACCAGCACCUGCACAAUUUCUUUGUUCACUGUCAAAAACUCUUGGAGACAAAAGUUUUGGGCCCUGAUACUGAGACUAGUACACUUCUGAAGGAACAGGCGCUCCCUUCAAUGGGCACUGAAGCUGAGCGGGAAAUCUCAAAGGUUGUCAAGGCCCUGCACGCUGUGGAGGGCAGUGCCAUGAUCCACUUCCUGCCGACCACACUGAACCAGCUUUUGAAGCUCCUUGUGAGCACAGGCAGUGAGGAAGUUGCGCUGAACACGGUGCGUGUGCUCAUCCACUUGGUGACCUGCGUGCACGAGGCUGGCAGGGAGGACAUUCUGCACAGCUAUGUCCAGUACAUGUUCGUGACUGAGCCUCCCCAAGGCUCGCAGCAGGCGACAGUGCAUGAGGAGUUGACAAAGGCCCUCUCAUCACUGCUGGGUCCGGAUAAUGCUGACUUCUUGGUGGUGCACAAGUUUCUGCACCAGUCAUGGUUCUUCUUCCAGAUCCUUGCAAAGUCCAUGGCUCAGCAUCUGAUGAACACGGACCGCAUCAAGAUGCAGCGCCACGAGCGCUUCUCCAAGGAGUACCACAACCGGGUGCGUACGCUGGUGCAGUGCCUGAUUCCACAUAUCAUGCAGAAGCACAGGGACCAGCGCAACGAGACGAGGCAUGCCAACCAGGGCCUGGCUCAUUUCCUCAAGAAAUGCUUUUCCUUGAUGGACCGUGGCUUUGUGUUCAAGCUCAUCAACCUUUAUUUGGAGAAGUUCAAGUCUGGUGAUGAAAUGGAACUUCAUUGCUACAAGUUUGACUUCCUGGAAAUUAUCUGCUCACACGAACAUUUCAUUGCACUGAACCUACCUUCCUUGAAAGGCGCUUACAGCCGAGGACACUCAAAGAAUUCUAAAGACGAAAGCGAGGAGGUUGCAACGGGCGACUACGAGAUGGAGUACCGGUUGUCGGAAGAGUUCUGUCGUAGCCACUUCCUGGUGGGCGCCCUUCUGCUGGAGCUACGGGCAGCACUCAGUGAGGUGCAGAAAGUUCGACAGAGAGCCAUCAGUGUUGUCUGCAACCUGCUCGCCAAGCAUGCCUUUGACGACCGUUACCAGGGGAAGGCCCAGCAAGCUCGACUCGCAUCACUCUACCUGCCCCUCAUCUCCGUGCUUCUGGCCAACAUCAACCGUUUCAGCAGCAGCACAGAACAGCAGCAGCCAUCCUCCGCCGCUCCGAGUGCAACUAACACAACGGCAUCUGGCACGUCACCGUCUCGUAAAAUGAGCAAGGCAGACAGUCUGAACCAUGCGGCUGCAGUCGCUGAAGACCCGGGCACACCACAGAGCGUGACGUCCUACCGCAACAGCGUGGCCCUCGACGGGCCAGCUUCUUUGCCGGGCUCUGGGCGCCACAACCGGGAUUCAAACUACUUAUCCAUCAUUGCUGGCCAAGCUCCACUUCCACACAUGGGUGUCACAUUUGCCACCAAUGGCUCUUGCACGUCGCUGGAAAGCGAGUCAUCCACGCCAUCCAGUUCAUCUGCUAAGGAAAUUGAUGCACCCAUCCGUAAUGGCGACGUUGGAUCAGCACAGUGUUUCACACGGGACGGAAGCCUUGUGAGCAAAGGUCAUGCUAGGUCGCAGUCUUUGCCAUUUGCAAGCCCAACAGGCAUUGUUAGGUAUGACAAGUUCGAGCCCUCUGAAAUCAAUGACCUCUUGGUCUGUUUUCUCUACCUCAUCAAGCAGCUGAACGAAGACCUACUGAUUGGCUGGUGGCAGCAAUGCCGAGACUGUGAUUUACUUGACUUCUUUCACCUCCUGGAGCUCUGUUUGCAUCAGUUCAGAUACAUGGGCAAGAAGCACAUCCUUAAGGGACGGAAUCAGCAGUCCUCAAGCGCACAGGCCAAGGCGAUGACUUUGCCUGCUAGGACGGCUCCACCUACGUUCACCCAACGAUGCAACAGCACCUACAGUGAGAAUGCAGCCAUGGAGAACGGCAGUGAGGUCGAUGGAGACAGCUUCUACCGAGCGCUACUAGAGGCAAACAUGGCAACCGAGGUUGGCCUCAUCACCCUUGAUGUCCUGGGACUGUACUGCGGGCGCUUCAAGGAGUCACUGCUGUUCAACGAUGGCGACAACCCAACUAUGCGGCGCCUUUUCGACAUCUACCUCUCGUUUCUCGAAGUGGGCCAGUCUGAGAACUUGCUGCGACACCUCUUUGCAGCCCUGCGAGCCUUCAUCAACAAGUUUCCUGUUGCUCUCUUCCAAGGCGAUGCCUUCCUUUGUGGAAAGUUGUGCUUUGAGCUCCUCCGCUGCUGCAACUCAAAGUUGUCGACUGUUCGCAAUGAAGCAUGUGCCCUGCUAUACCUGCUGAUGCGAAGCAACUUUGAGUUCACCCGAAGGCAGGGACUCACCAGGGUACACCUGCAGUUGAUAGUUUCUGUUUCAAGAUUACUGGGUGAAGUGAUUGGGCUGAACACAGCGAGGUUCCAGGAGAGCCUGUCCAUUAUCAACAAUUAUGCAUCCGGUGACAAGGCCAUGCAGAGAACAGUAUUCCCGAGCGAGGUCAAGGAGCUGACCAAGAAGAUAAGGACGGUACUCAUGGCGACAACGCAGAUGCGUGAACAUGAGAAUGACCCCGAGAUGCUGGUGGACUUGCAGCACAGCUUGGCCAACAGCUAUUCAGCGACACCAGCCCUUCGCAAGACCUGGCUCGAGAGCAUGGCAGCCUACCACCUCAAGAACGGCAGCUACACCGAGGCAGCACAAUGCUACAUUCAUGUCGCUGCAUUGGAGGCCGAGUACCUGAGACACAAAGAGGUGUUCCCUGAGGGCUGCCUGGCCUUUAAAAACACAUCGCCAAAUGUAGUGCGCGACGAGUCACACAUUCGAGAAGAUGCCGCUGCCGCGGCCGGGCAGCAGCAGGACUUCCAACAGACGGAAGAGUCCUUGGUUGAACGGCUGGAACAGUGCGUGGAGACACUUCAGCUGGCGGAGCGCUACGAAGCGAUGGCCGACAUAUAUCGGCUGUUGGUACCCAUCUACGAGCGGCGACGCAACUACGCUGCACUCGCACGCUGCUACAAGACUCUGCACCAGGGCUACAACAAGAUCCUCGAAGUCAACUGCACAGGGAAACGCCUCCUGGGCACUUACUACCGCGUCGUCUUCUUCGGACAGGCCUACUUUGGGGACGAAUCUGAGAAGGAGUACAUUUACAAGGAGCCCAAGGUCACGUCACUUCCUGAAAUCUCUGAGCGUCUGCAUCGUAUGUUUUGUGAGAAAUUUGGCAAGGACUCUGUCAAGAUGAUCAUGGACUCCAAUCAGGUGAACCCAAGUGACCUGGACCCCAAGUACGUGUACAUUCAGGUGACGCACGUGGUGCCUUACUUCACCGAGAUGGAGCUGAUGCAGCGCCAGACUGAGUUUGAGCGGCACAAUAACAUCUCGGAGUUCAUGUACGAGACACCCUUCACCCUGGAUGGCUCCAAGGCGCGGGGGGCCCCGGAUGAACAGUGCAAGCGACGCACCAUCCUCACCACUGGCUACUGCUUCCCGUACGUAAAGAAACGGAUCCCGGUGACGAGCCGCCGGACCAAGGACCUCAAUCCAAUCGAGGUGGCCAUUGAUGAGAUGCAGACACGUGUCGCCGAGUUGGACGAGGUGGUCCGUCGCAAACCAUCUGACCUCAAGAAGCUCCAACUCAAGCUUCAGGGCAGCAUUGGUGUUCAGGUGAAUGCUGGCCCUCUUGCCUAUGCGAAUGCCUUCUUGGAUGAGAGCAAAUCCCACUUGUACCCAGAGGAAGAGGUCAAUGAGCUGAGGGAGACAUUUAGGCAAUUCCUCAACAUUUGCCAGCAGGCCUUGGACCUAAAUGGCAAGCUUAUCCCACCUGAACAAUGCGAGUACCACAAUGCCCUUAAGAAAAACCUCGUUGACAUGGCCAGCCAGCUCUCGGAAAUAAUGAAAGAGAAGCUGGUCUCUGAUCAUCGUUCAUCGGUUGCCAUGAAGAGGAUGUCUCUCGAAGUAUUCAACUUCAUCAGUGGCUCAUCGGGGUCUAGCAAUGUUUAAACCCAUUUGAGGAUUUCUUCUUGUUCUUUUUUCUCCCGAUCAAGCUUCUUCAUUGCCGCUUGUUAGAAUUUUACUCAUCCAUCUCAUAUUCAUGACCACCUUGCACUCUCAUUUUGUCAUUGAAAGAAGGUUGAGUAUCUUUCCUUGCACUUUCAUCUACUUCCCAAUUCUUCACAGUAGUUGCACAAUUGUGGAGUGAGGUGUGGACGUUGCAGCACCACCACCAUUCUACUUCUUGUUUAUAGAAAUGAUGUAAAUAAUAGAAGACUGCUUUUUUUUUCUGUAUCACUGAACUUAAGGUUGCUGCUUAUGUAGUAGGAAUUGGGUGAUGCACAGACAUGCUGUGCUUAUGCCAAGGUUGAGGCUAAGUGGAGUAGGUCAACAAAGUGCCUUUUUAAUAGAGUAUGUAGAAAACAGCAGUAUGGCUGUGUUUAGGUGAGAGGGUUUCUUUAAAAAAAAAUUGGUUCAAAGUGUAGGCAGGUUAUUCAUAUGCCAGUUGGCAUCAGUUGUACAGAAAAGCACUCUGAGCAACCUGUAAAUAAUGCCGGCCUACUUACGUGGUGCUGGAACUGGAGGGUUUUCUCUGUUGUUUUUUUUUGUGUUGGACGAAGCGAAUGCCAUUGUUCGCCUGCUGUCUUGUGCAAAACCUGUUUGUACCUGCCAUUAUCAUGAUGAUGUUAAAGCAAAAGGUCUGUCUCGUAUGGGCUGAAUACUUAGGACACUUUAUCAAGCAGUGCCAAAUGCAGUAUUGGCAUAUUUCAUCGGGUUACUGUUUAUAGAUGUUAUGUACUGUAGUUUACCAUGUGGAAUACUGUAAAAUAUAUAACAGAUACUGUAGCUGAUGGCUUCGUCUUAAGGGCUUACUCUUCACCCAGCAGUGCAACUAUUAUACAACAUGAAAGCUUGAGUCGUCACUUUCUUGUUAGCAAAGACGCUUUUCCGCCCAGCGCUUUUAUCGUUUUGUAUCAUUAUCUGAUCUUACUUUGUGCAGUAGCUGUUUAACCAGUGAAGAAAAUGUACAUGUCUUAAUUACCAAGCUUGGCAACAUACCACACCUUCUUUUACAGCACAGGCCGGAAUGUGCUGUAAAGGUUUUUCUCUUUUUAAUGCUUGAGGCAACAUAUGUGUCAUGUAAUGUAUGUCAUCACAUUGCCCUUAUGUGUAUGAGGCAAGUAAUGUUUCGUUUGUUGCUUAUGGUCAAAUUUCUUUUUUACGGCUGCAGCUUCAGUAUCGACAAUUGCUUCAAAUUUUUUUGCUAGUCACUUGAGAGAAAGAAGACUAUUAUGUAUGCAGAUUUGUGUGUAUAGUUCGUAUUCUAUUUCUGUUAAGACACCUGCGUGUGUUUUUUGAUUUUGUGAAGGAACAGAUAGGAAAAGAAAGCAAUGGUAGACUAGGUUGCAGCUUAAGUACAGCGCUUUGCCAUUUGCUGGGCUUUUAAUGCCUUUAACCCUGCAUUAUUUAUUCAAACUUCAUGCUUGUGGCUUGCUUCAUACAAACUGUUUAUACGUAUUUGGAACGUCUAUGGCUGUUAGAGAUGUGCAUUAUUCCUCACUUUUGUACAUAGCCAUGCGUCAUCUUUUACUUUCACUUUUGUGCUAGUAUUUCUUUGUAGUGUUAUUUGGUAAAGUUAAAAAAAAAAAAACUUUUGCUACCACCAAAAACUGCUCUCCAUCAUGUUGAUGUGCAAGCACUUCGAGUGUUUUUGACCUCAGUAACAGACGUGGACGAAAUUUUAACUUGUGUAAUCGUUUGACUCCUCUUUCUCGUGCAGCCAUUAAUGAGCUGAAAAGACAUUGUGUUCUUGACGACCGUGUUUUAGCCUAAAAAACUGAAUGCCUUAGCAUUAAUUUGCUCCUUUCAUAUUUGGUAGCGAUCUUGUGGAGAUGUUCUUUACGUGCCUGUUACAUGCGAGUCAGAUGCCAAUUUUUGUUUCCAGAUUUCUGAAAGCAUGUUCUAAUGUGCAUUCCUUGAAAAUAUUCAGCCUUGUGGUGUUAGACUAUGUGCACUUUUAUUUUAUGUGCACUUUUAUUUGAAAUCGGCUGGUGCUAAGCUUCAUGUAGCUUUAGUUAUGUCUACAUUUCUGUACAUUUUGCCCAUUCUUCUUUUCUUGUUUAAAAAUGCUCAUUGGUGUGAUGGGCAGCCAUCAUUACUGCGCAAUGCUUGCCUGCCUUGUGGAAGUCAGUGGGAGAGGGGGGGAUGAACAAGCAGAGUGUGAUGCUGACUGCCAACGUAUGUCAUGUGAAAGGCUUGAGUUGUGCGGUAACUUAUGUAUGUCUGUAUACUGCCCCACUGUCACUUUUAGCCAAGUCAUUGUACAGGUGCAUUAAAACAAAUUGAAGUUUUAAGCCGUCA
Messenger RNA from Dermacentor albipictus, 9136 nucleotides. RefSeq names its product dedicator of cytokinesis protein Ziz (gene Ziz). NCBI's taxonomy places the organism in Eukaryota, Metazoa, Arthropoda, Arachnida, Ixodida, Ixodidae. The record is from RefSeq and is a predicted model, not a curated record. Gene Ontology annotation, biological process: positive regulation of GTPase activity; small GTPase-mediated signal transduction. Gene Ontology annotation, molecular function: guanyl-nucleotide exchange factor activity.